Messenger RNA from Priapulus caudatus, 766 nucleotides. RefSeq names its product short stature homeobox protein 2-like. Bases 56 to 370 code for a protein of 104 amino acids. NCBI's taxonomy places the organism in Eukaryota, Metazoa, Priapulida, Priapulimorpha, Priapulimorphida, Priapulidae. The record is from RefSeq and is a predicted model, not a curated record. The transcript is spliced from 2 exons.
GCAUGGAUGCAGGGUAGGACCCUACGUCACACCUGGCGGCCUAUCCGCUCUCCGGAUGCCAGGAAUGUCGGCCCUCGACCCGACCCGACUACCGCACAUAUUCCCAUACGAACACUUCGGCCUCAGCUCGGCACUAGCCGCAGCGAGCAGCAACAGUCAUUUAUCAGGGCUACCGGCGAGUUUCGGGUUACCUCACACUGGUCACCCUCCUUCCCUCGCAUCCAUGUUGUUCUACCCAUCUCCUCACUACUCGUUUGCCAUGCCGGCUCUACUCACCGAAUCCCUCUAUAAGGCGAACAAGAGCAGCAGCAUUGCCGACCUGAGACUGAAGGCGAAGCAACACGCGGCAGCUCUCGGAUACCAGUCGUGAGAACUCGCGAGAUCUCAUCGAUGACGACGGCGUCUGCUGGUGUGCGAACGCUGGGGACUCUCUGAUGGAACACCACGGGCAAGGAUGAGGAGCCGAGAUGUGAGGUCCGAUCACCCCGGGGAGCUGUCGACAAUUUAUAGCGAUGGAUCGUUGAGAAUUGAGUCUAUACGAAUGACCUCAGUGGGCUUUCAGAACUCUGCCCGCCAAAUCCUAUAUUGGAACGCAACUACGAAAGCAGCUUUCCGUGAAAUAGUUGAACUGAAGGAAUAAGGAAGACGGCCCAUCCUUCACCGAGGUUGCAUGACUCGCUCCCAUGUGAAGCGGAUUGGUCAUAUGUUCAGAAUAGCGGACCUACGUUAGGUCAGAAAGUUACUAACACAAUCCAAACUACGGCCG